UUGUCUCCUCACCUCCCUCCCUCCCUCCCUCACUCACUUUCCCCUCCUCCCUCCCUCCCUCUAAACCCACCUCCCCGUCCAAAUUUAAUUCACCUCAACUCAACUCAAAUCCUCUUCUUAUCCUCUCCCCAAAUUCCAAAUUCCAAUUCCAAAUCCUUCACCACUUGCCCGUAUAUAACACCCCCUCUCCUGUACACAGCGGCUCGAUUCCAUUCCAUUUCCACUCCCCAAUUCACACUCAGAUUUCUUCUUGCGGCGGCGGCGGCGGCCAAGAACGCGAGGAGAGGGGCGGACUCGGUGGCGACGAGGGAUCGAUGGCGGUGACGGGGACGUCGGUGGCGGCCGCGGCGACGAUGCUGGCGGCGGCGGCGGCGAUCUUCAUCACGUUCGUCGUGUGCUUCUACCUCUUCCUCUGCGCCAAGAGGUACCGCGGCGCCGCGCCCACGAUCGGCGGCGACAGCGGUGGGGGAGGGAGGGGACGCGCGCGGUUCGUGUUCGGGGGCCCCGGGGACGGCGGGUGCGGAGGCGGGAGGGGGCUUGACGAGGCGGCCAUCGCGGCGCUGCCGACGAAGGUGGUGGCGGCGGCGGCCGAGGGGGGCGACGGCGGCGACCCCGCGGCGGACUGCGCCGUCUGCAUCACGGAGCUCGCCGCCGGGGAGUCCGCCCGCGUGCUGCCGCGGUGCGGCCACGGGUUCCACGUCGAGUGCGUCGACAUGUGGCUCCGGUCAAACUCCACCUGCCCGCUCUGCCGCUGCGCCGUCAUCGACGAGGCGCUGCCGCCGCCGCCCGCCGUGCGCCCGCCGGAGGCUGACGCGGAGUCGCCCAACUUCCCCACCAACGUGCUCUUCUUCGGCUCCCAGGACGCCGUCAGGACAGGCGGCGCCGCCGCGGCAACGCCGCCGCCGCCGCCUCCGUCGUCCCAUCAUCAGCAGCAACCGGCCUUCCCGCCGCAGCCGUCGGCGGGACCCAUCGCCGGAGUCGCCGCCGUGGUGGAAGCGGCGAGGAUAGCGGCCCUGCGGCGGCUGCUGGGCUGCGGCGGCGCGACUCCCCCGCCCCCGCCGGCGCCGGCGCAGGGCGACCGCGACGUGGAGAUGGGCCUCCCCGGCGGCGAGAGCAGCGCGUCGCGGCCGGCGACGAAGCCGCAGCCAGGUUCUUGAUUGCGAGAUUUCUCCUCCAUCAACUCCCAAUCCUCCUCCUCUUCUUCUUCUUGUUCCACUCUUCUCCUUUUGAGCCAUUGAGGCAUCGAAAGGAAGCAAGUGUACAGAUCCCCAAUAUGUAUAACCAACUAUAUAUAAAUCUAUAAUAUAGUUACAAGAUUUGGAUGAAUUUUGUCAAA
This is a messenger RNA of Oryza sativa Japonica Group (Japanese rice), 1336 nucleotides long. RefSeq names its product E3 ubiquitin-protein ligase EL5-like. Lineage: Eukaryota; Viridiplantae; Streptophyta; Magnoliopsida; Poales; Poaceae. The record is from RefSeq and is a predicted model, not a curated record.